Melampsora larici-populina 98AG31 is the source of this 345-nucleotide messenger RNA. RefSeq lists its product as uncharacterized. Lineage: Eukaryota; Fungi; Basidiomycota; Pucciniomycetes; Pucciniales; Melampsoraceae. Gene Ontology annotation, biological process: translational initiation. Gene Ontology annotation, cellular component: eukaryotic 43S preinitiation complex. Gene Ontology annotation, molecular function: ribosomal small subunit binding; RNA binding; translation initiation factor activity. The transcript is spliced from 4 exons. The record is from RefSeq and is a predicted model, not a curated record. The coding region runs from base 1 to 345 and encodes 114 amino acids.
AUGUCCGUUCAGAACCUGACAUCCCGCGAUCCCUUCGCCGACGUUGGUGACGAUCAAGCAAUCAGUACCAAAGCGCCUACCAAAGCACCUGACUACGUUCAUAUUCGAAUCCAACAAAGAAACGGUCGAAAGACUCUUACCACUCUACAAGGUUUACCAUCUGAAUAUGACCCCAAGAAGCUCUUGAAAGCUUUUAAGAAGGAUUUCGCUUGUAAUGGCACUUUGGUUCAAGAUGAAGAGUUGGGUCAAGUUAUUCAAUUACAAGGUGAUCAACGUACCAAGGUGUCUCUCUUGUUGGUCGAUGCGGGUAUCCCCAAGUCGACUAUCAAGAUCCACGGUUUCUAA